This is a messenger RNA of Myotis brandtii (Brandt's bat), 1180 nucleotides long. Its product is annotated as 3-oxo-5-beta-steroid 4-dehydrogenase-like. The record is from RefSeq and is a predicted model, not a curated record. The annotation marks the transcript as partial. Gene Ontology annotation, cellular component: cytosol. The transcript is spliced from 7 exons. Gene Ontology annotation, molecular function: ketosteroid monooxygenase activity; aldose reductase (NADPH) activity; steroid dehydrogenase activity. Lineage: Eukaryota; Metazoa; Chordata; Mammalia; Chiroptera; Vespertilionidae. Gene Ontology annotation, biological process: steroid metabolic process.
CUGUGGGGUACAGAUUUUGACCCAAAGAUUGUCCUCCCAUGCCUGCAGAAGACACUCCAGGGCCUCCAUCUAGAUUAUGUUGAUCUUUACAUCAUGGAAACACCCAUGGCUCUUAUGCCUGGAAAGGAAAUGUUUCCUAAAGAUGAGAAUGGCAAUUGGAUAGUUCCCCAGACAAAUCUGUGUGCUACUUGGGAGGCUUUGGAAGCUUGCAAAGAUGCUGGCUUGGUGAAAUCCCUUGGUGUAUCCCAUUUUAACCGGAGACAGCUGGAACUAAUACUGAACAAACCAAGACUCAAGUAUAAGCCAGUCUGCAACCAGGUGGAGUGCCAUCCAUAUUUCACUCAGACAAAACUCCUGGAAUUUUGCCAACAACAUGACAUUCUCAUAGUUGCAUUUAUUCCUUUGGGGAUCUCUAAUAAUCGAGACUGGUUGACUACAUACUUCGAACCUUUGUUAGAGGAUGAACUUCUAAACUCAUUGGGGAAAAAGUACAAUAAGACUGCAGCUCAGGUUGCUUUGCGUUUCAACAUCCAGCGAGGGAUAGUUGUCAUUCCUAAAAGCUUUGAGCCUACAUUGAUCAAAGAAAACUUUCAGAUCUUUGACUUUUCUCUCACUACGGAAGAAAUGAAGACCAUCGAAACCUUGAAUAGAGAUCUCCGCUUAGUGCGUAUGGACGAGUUGUCUCAUCAUCCUGAAUAUCCAUUCCAUGAUGAAUACUGACUUCAGAGAGCUCCUGCACUUAUUUUUCCCUGCGUGUGUACCAUGACCUUUGGCUGGGUGAUUCCCCCACACGUGGAAGUGAAAAGGGUUUUACUACCCUCAGAUGAAGUGGCGAUGGGCUUAACUUCUGUAUAAGAGAAGUGACUUUGACUUAGCUAUGUUGAAGAAAAAAAUGUUUAAAUCUGUUGAAAUAAUAGUUUGGAAUUAAAUAAUUAAAUUGUCAGCAAAGCCAUAAUGAUUUGGUGGUUGUGGGUUUCCAUCACUUUUUAUUCAUUUUACCCAGCUUUAGGGAUGGAUAACUGCUCGUUUUCUCUUGCAUGCUUUAAAGGGAACGAGCUUCAACAUAACUGGUGAUCACACUUACUGCCUAUCACUCCUGCUCCCAUGUAUCAUACAACCAGCAUUAUGCAAAAUGGCUUCAGACUAUCAACAUACACAAAUAAAACCCUGUAUUGUAAGA